This is a messenger RNA of Aspergillus aculeatinus CBS 121060, 337 nucleotides long. RefSeq lists its product as uncharacterized. Lineage: Eukaryota; Fungi; Ascomycota; Eurotiomycetes; Eurotiales; Aspergillaceae. The record is from RefSeq and is a predicted model, not a curated record. The coding region runs from base 128 to 304 and encodes 58 amino acids. The transcript has a single exon.
GACUAGUUUGUAUUGGUAGACGAGGGUGGUGGUUGCGAGGGGGCGGCUUGUGUUGUUAGUAUCGCUAUGAGGCUGUGCAUGUGAGGGAUGUACCUUGGGUCGUAGGUCGGUUCUUCCAUUGUGAGGGAUGUAUUGUAUAGUUCGAGGGUGGGGUUUUAGGGAAGUUGUAUGGGCCUUCCAGUUUACUUGGACUGUUGGUGCGGGGGAUGGGAUUCCUUUAUGCUUGUGGGAUUGGAUUGGAAAGCGCAAGAGGAAUAGAGUCGGGCUACGAUUUGAGAUUGCCUUUAAUAGCCUGAUAGAAUAGCUUGAGUGUUGAUGCUCGCCGGUUACUCAGGGU